AUGUGCCUCUUGGAUCUCCCGCUCGAGAUAUCCGGGAAAUCAUCAAUAAUCGAGUUCGAUAGUGAAAAUGAACGUUUCAAGCCCUUCGCCGCGUAUUACAUCCAAAGACGGGCCUUCGCUCCAGAUGUUUUGGAGGAUAACAUUUUCAUUCGCACUGUUGGCGACGUCUCCUAUCGAAUCAUGAAUCACUUAGAUCCGGGCAGACAGGAGAGAUUGAAGCAAAUAUCCCUGGCCGUUUUCCAAGCAGCAGAGAUUAACCUCCAUGGGUGCUUGGGUCCGGUGCUGAAAGAGAAAGGAUCAUGGAAGCCCACCAAUCCAUACGGAUAUUACCAGGCCAGCGAUGGGCGAGAGUAUAUUCUCCCGGUGGCGGUGAAUAUGGGAAAUCGCAGUGCCCUGGAGUGAGAUGAGCAUGACGUUUUUGGAUAAGACUGUAUCCAUGUCAUCCUCUUUGACACAGUUGAAGAGCCCGAGCCCAGAACUUUGCUCGAGGCUAUAUUGACACCGUUCAAUUGCUAUUAAGCAGGGGCACAAAGACUAAAGAUUCCACUCUGAAUAUCCCGCUUUUUAUGGCAGCUGCAUAUGGUUUUCCUCGCAUUGCG
This is a messenger RNA of Aspergillus glaucus CBS 516.65, 599 nucleotides long. RefSeq lists its product as uncharacterized. NCBI's taxonomy places the organism in Eukaryota, Fungi, Ascomycota, Eurotiomycetes, Eurotiales, Aspergillaceae. The transcript is spliced from 2 exons. The record is from RefSeq and is a predicted model, not a curated record. Bases 1 to 402 code for a protein of 133 amino acids.